AUGACGACCAGGAAACACAACGAAUUUCUAGACGCGCCCAGCAACGACGACGAGGCCAGUGUCCGUGGCUACGAUUCCGAGGAGCAUGUGGCGGAGUCGAAAGGCCGGGCCGUGAAGAAGCGCCGGACCGAUACACAAGAUUUCUUCGGUCUAGGGUCGGACGAGGACGUAUCUGCAGAUGAGGAUGACGAGGAGUUUCGAGCAGAUGUCAAAGGCAAGGUCCGCAAGCAAUCAAAGACGAAGAAGCAAGACGCCUUAGAGGAGGAAGACGAAGAGGAAGACGAUCAUGAAGAGCACGAGGACGAGGACGAAGACGGAGGCGCAUACCUCGAAUCCACAUCCGAAGACAAAAAAGACAACGCGAAAACCCUGUCUACGAAAUCCCUCAAAAAGCCCAAGAAGGACAAGACUGGCGUUGUCUACCUCUCUUCACUGCCGCCAUACCUCAAACCCUUUGCACUCAAGAAUAUCAUGGAAAAACGUGGAUUCGGUCCAAUUAAAAAAGUCUUUUUCGCCCCGCUCGUUCCUACCAACUCCUCGAACCCGCGACGCAGUAACAAGCGCAAACUCUACUCGGAGGGCUGGAUUGAAUUCGAAUCGAAGAAGACUGCCCGUUUGGCGGCGGAGUCUAUGAAUGCUCGGCCACUUGGUGGUCCUAAGGGGAUGUAUUAUCGCGAUGAUGUUAUCAACAUGCGGUACCUAUCUGGUUUCAAAUGGGCUGAUUUGAUGGAAACUGUCCAGCGCGAGAGAUCCGAGAGAGAAAGCAAACAGCGCAUGGCAGAUAUCCGAGCAAGGAAGGAAGAAAAGGUCUUCCUGGCGGGUGUCGAAGCAGGCCGUCGUCUGGACGGUAUCACCCAAAAGAACGAGGAGAAGAGGAAGCGCAAGGCCGAAGCCGAGGGUCAAACGGAUGUCGAGCCGAAGAUGCCCGCGCCCGUGCGGAGGCGGUUCGUACAGAACGAUGUCGUUUCUGCUUCUGAUAAGGAUGAAAAGGCUAUUGGGAAUGAGGCUAAGAGGGUGCUUGGGAAGAUUUUCUGA
Molecule: messenger RNA, 1035 nt
Organism: Penicillium cataractarum
Lineage: Eukaryota; Fungi; Ascomycota; Eurotiomycetes; Eurotiales; Aspergillaceae
Product: RNA-binding ATPase activator ESF2
Exons: 4
Coding region: 1-1035 (344 amino acids)
Biological process (GO): endonucleolytic cleavage in 5'-ETS of tricistronic rRNA transcript (SSU-rRNA, 5.8S rRNA, LSU-rRNA); small-subunit processome assembly; endonucleolytic cleavage in ITS1 to separate SSU-rRNA from 5.8S rRNA and LSU-rRNA from tricistronic rRNA transcript (SSU-rRNA, 5.8S rRNA, LSU-rRNA)
Cellular component (GO): nucleolus
Molecular function (GO): RNA binding
Source: RefSeq, a predicted model, not a curated record